GCAUUUCGGUUGCAUUCCUGCUGCUGCCUGGGACUAUGAUUUAUCAAUGCUCGCAGCUUUGUUCUCAUGACACACUUGCACUCAUUCAGUCUCAUCCAAACAGGAGCGAGCGGUGAUUUGUCUUUAACUUUCUUGCAUCUUCGACGAUUCCAGCUGCAGCAGGUACUUUCUGCACUUGAGCGGCGGUCCUGCUGUGUGUAGGUGUUGAAGCAGCCAUGUGGAGCAGAGAGAGCGCUCCUCUACUCCUCGUCUGCCUGCUGGCGCUCACAGCUCUCUGGAAAACCAGGUCAGUGAAUGCCGAUGCCGCAUCUGAUGCCUUUAAAACCAACAUCACGUUGUUCACACGGAUCCUGGACAGCCUGCUGGAUGGAUAUGACAACCGUCUACGACCAGGUCUCGGGGACAGGAUAACUGAGGUGAAGACAAACAUCUACGUCACCAGCUUUGGACCAGUUUCAGACACAGACAUGGAGUACACCAUAGACGUUUUCUUCCGGCAAAGCUGGAAGGAUGAGAGGUUGAAAUUUCAUGGACCCAUGAAUAUUUUGCCUCUCAACAACCUGAUGGCAAGUAAAAUCUGGACUCCAGACACCUUCUUCCACAAUGGAAAAAAGUCUGUGGCUCAUAACAUGACCAUGCCGAAUAAACUGCUGAGGAUCAAAGAUGAUGGGACGCUGCUGUACACCAUGAGGUUAACUGUGCAUGCAGAGUGCCCAAUGCAUCUGGAGGAUUUCCCCAUGGACUUUCAUUCCUGUCCGCUAAAAUUUGGCAGCUAUGCCUACACAAUCUCUGAAGUGACUUACGCUUGGACUCGAAAUGCCUCUGACUCUGUGGUGGUGGAAGGAGAAAGCUCCCGUCUGAACCAGUAUGACCUGCUUGGACAAACGGUCGGACAGGAGACGAUCAAAUCAAGUACAGGUGAAUACACGGUGAUGACGGCUCAUUUCCAUCUGAAGAGGAAGAUUGGUUACUUUGUCAUCCAGACGUACCUCCCGUGCAUCAUGACCGUCAUUCUUUCCCAAGUGUCGUUCUGGCUGAAUAGAGAAUCAGUGCCGGCUCGGACUGUGUUCGGUGUAACCACCGUCCUCACCAUGACAACACUGAGUAUCAGUGCGAGGAACUCUCUUCCCAAGGUAGCCUACGCCACUGCCAUGGACUGGUUCAUCGCCGUCUGCUACGCCUUCGUCUUCUCCGCUUUGAUUGAGUUUGCCACUGUCAAUUACUUCACAAAGCGUGGCUGGGCUUGGGAUGGAAAGAGUGUUGUGACUGACAAGAAAAAAGAAAGGGCGUCUGUCGUCAAGAAGAAUAACGCCUACGCUGUAGCAGUGGCCAACUACGCGCCCAACAUCACCAAGGACUCCAGCACACUCCCAACUAUUGCCAAAGGUGGCGCUUCGGAUCCUAACAAGCCCAAAGCAGACGGCAAAGCCCAGGACAGCAAGAAGACAUUCAACAGCGUCAGCAAAAUUGACAGGAUGUCAAGGAUUUUGUUUCCGGUUCUCUUUGGCAGCUUCAACCUUGUCUACUGGGCAACCUACCUAAACAGAGAACCUGUUAUAAAGGACAUGGUCCCCUCUAAUUAGAGACCAGUUUUUAUCGGGUUCUGGUCUGGGGACUAAGAGACGAACCAAAUACCUCCAGCAACUGUGUACACAUACCUUUGCAGAGUUGAAGUCCUGGAUUGCAGUGUGAUCCUCUAUCUCCGCCUGUUUUCUACACCGUCUGCAGCACUUUUGAAAAGCCCGGCUUUUGUAAAUGUGUAUGUAUAUUUAUAUUCAUGGUUUCAUGGUGACAUAUUGUGUGAUUACUUCGAUUAGAGUGCAUAUUUCCUUGAAAGUAUGUUUCCAGUUACAGUAUGUGGCCACUGUACAUACAAAUCAAAUGAAGAGUAAACACAUGAACACAUGCAUUUUAUUUAAGAUUUCUUCUAAAUGUGUUGAAUUUUGCUGGUAAUGCCCACUCUUGAUAUUACGGUAUAUAUUUUUGUUUUGAGUGAAAGGGACUGAUUUUAUCAUAUUUUUAACUGUCUUUGCCAUCUAAGACUGGCCUGAUUUUUUUUUCUCCUGUCCAAGCCGAUGCAAAAACACACUUGUAAAAUAUUGUUACCAUGUAAAAGUUGUUUAUUAUCUGUGACUGCAGGUAUGGGGCUGCAAUCAAACACUGACCUCCAGAAUUACUGACACACUCUGAGCCAAAAGGUGGUAAAAAAUACAGCAGAAACUGCAUCAUUAGUGUGCUUGUGCAUGUAAUACUGUUUAGUGCUGCCGAUUUCAAGUUUACACUGGAACCAUUUGGAAAUACAGGAAAAUAUAUAUAUGAAAAAUAACAAGAACACAUUAAAU
Messenger RNA from Plectropomus leopardus (leopard coralgrouper), 2342 nucleotides. It is a transcript of the gene gabra2b, whose product is annotated as gamma-aminobutyric acid type A receptor subunit alpha2b. Lineage: Eukaryota; Metazoa; Chordata; Actinopteri; Perciformes; Serranidae. The record is from RefSeq and is a predicted model, not a curated record. Gene Ontology annotation, cellular component: membrane. Gene Ontology annotation, molecular function: GABA-A receptor activity; extracellular ligand-gated monoatomic ion channel activity. Gene Ontology annotation, biological process: monoatomic ion transmembrane transport; gamma-aminobutyric acid signaling pathway; chloride transport.